AGAAUAAAGAAAUCCAUGGCAGUUUGGCACAUAUUCUAACCUUGAUGUGUCCGUCUGCUAGCACAUUAAAGGAGCAUCGUUGUCAAAUAUUAGACCUCAUCAGAAGAAGGAAGAAACUCUCCAAUAAUCUAUUCUCACAGAUCACAAGACAUAGAGAGUGGUCAGAUAUACUAUCACAGCAGAAGAGUUAUUAGGAGAUCAGAGAAAGAUAUCAUUCAAGUUAAUUUCAUGGACAGAGUUUCUACCAUCUUUAUCGUAUAUUGUCCUUGAUCUAGACAGAUAAAGGCUUCUUGGUCCAGAUCAACUUUUUCAGGCACAUAUAUAUGUACAUGUGUCCUAUCCAAAUAGUUGUCUUGAGGGUUGUGUAAGAAUGGCAUGUUCAAGUGAAGGUGGUGGUGAGCCACUGAGUCCAGCUGCAAGGUUAUUCCAUUCACCAUCCUUUAACUGUUAUGUGAUUGCCAUCAUUGGUUGCAAGACAAGUAUCAAUCCUCAAGUCAUUAGAGAUGGUUUAUGUCAAACUAUUCUUAAGCAUCCUAGGUUCACCAGCAAGCUUGUUAAGAAAGGAAGGAAAACUAGAUGGACAGAAACAACAAUUGACCUAGACAACCAUAUCAUAGUCCCACAAAUAGAUUCUAAAAUUGAUUUCCCAGAUAGAUUUGUUGAGGACUACAUUUCCAAUUUCACCAAAACACCACUAGACAUAUCCAAACCACUAUGGGAAUUACAUCUCCUCAACAUCAAAACCUCAAAUGCUGAAUCAAUAGGAAUAUUUAGAAUCCACCAUUCACUUGGUGAUGGUACCUCUCUCAUAUCACUUCUCAUUGCAGCUACUCGCAAAACUUCUGACCCUAAUGCGUUACCAACGGUCCCAACAACGCGAAAGAGAGAUGACUCAAAUGUACAUAAUUGUUCGAUUAUUGUCUCGUUUUGGUUGAGUAUUUUGUGGGGGUUGAGAUUGAUUUGGAACACUAUUGUGGAUGUUUUGUUGCUUGUUUUAACCAUAUUGUUCUUUAAGGAUACACAUACUCCUUUGAAAGGUGCACAUGGGGUUGAGCUUAAUACCAAGAGAUUUGUGUAUCUUAUGGUUAGUAUGGAUGAUAUUAAGCUUGUCAAGGCUGAAAUGAAAACGACCAUCAAUGACGUUUUGUUGGGGUUGACACAAGCUGGUCUCGCUCGCUACCUGAAUAGAGAAUAUGUAGGUGUGAAAAAUGCAAAUGACGGUGCUGCAAUGAGUAAAAGUGGCAUCCCCAAGAACAUUCGUCUCAGGGCAUCAAUUCUAGUUAACAUCAGAGCUUCUCCUGGAAUCCAGGAUCUAGCAGAUAUGAUGGCUGAGAAAGGAAAAGCCAGAUGGGGUAAUAAGAUGGGGUAUAUAAUCUUCCCUUUUAACAUUGCUUUACAAGAAGAUCCAUUGGAAUAUGUUCGUCAAGCUAAGGCCACAAUUGAUCGAAAAAAACAAUCAUUGGAAGCUAUUUGCUCUUAUGCUUGUGCAAAAUUGGUACUCAAUUUAUUUGGAGUUAAGAUUGCUGGUGUCAUAACAAGAAGAGUUCUCUUUCACACUACUAUGGCUUUUUCUAAUGUAGCUGGUCCAGUGGAAGAAAUUAGCUUCUAUGGACAUCCUGUUGCAUUUAUUGCUCCAAGUGUAUAUGGACACCCACAUGCACUAACUAUUCAUUUUCAAAGUUACGCCAACCAAAUGACCAUUUCAAUGGCAGUGGAUCCAACCAUAAUUCCAGAUCCUUAUCUCUUGUGUGAUGAUUUUGAAGAAUCACUCAAACUCAUUUGUGAUAAUGUUGUUAAGAAAAGGCACAUUGCUGAAAUUAUUUAAGAUUAAAGAAUUUAAUUACGAGCUCCUAUAAAACUUUCCAAUCA
Molecule: messenger RNA, 1869 nt
Organism: Medicago truncatula (barrel medic)
Lineage: Eukaryota; Viridiplantae; Streptophyta; Magnoliopsida; Fabales; Fabaceae
Product: O-acyltransferase WSD1
Exons: 8
Coding region: 371-1825 (484 amino acids)
Biological process (GO): triglyceride biosynthetic process
Cellular component (GO): plasma membrane
Molecular function (GO): diacylglycerol O-acyltransferase activity
Source: RefSeq, a predicted model, not a curated record